Messenger RNA from Thermothelomyces thermophilus ATCC 42464, 909 nucleotides. RefSeq names its product carbohydrate esterase family 1 protein. The record is from RefSeq and is a predicted model, not a curated record. NCBI's taxonomy places the organism in Eukaryota, Fungi, Ascomycota, Sordariomycetes, Sordariales, Chaetomiaceae. Bases 1 to 909 code for a protein of 302 amino acids. Gene Ontology annotation, molecular function: feruloyl esterase activity. The transcript has a single exon.
AUGUCCCGGUACCUUCUCGGUCGACUAAUAGUGGCCACAGUGGCCAUCACGGUGGCCUCUCUCCGCGGCGUGACGGCCGCCACGCCGUCGCCGGGAUGCGGGAAGACGCCGACGCUGAUCACGGACGGGUCCGCCACGACUCCCCUGACGCUGACCUCCAACGGCAAGACGCGGCGGUUCUACGUCAAGCUUCCCGACGACUACGACAACAGCCACCCGUACCGGCUCAUCUUCGCGCUGCACGCCCUCGGCGGGACCGCCCAGCAGGUCACCACCGGGACGGGCGGCUACCUGCCGUGGUACGGGAUCCCCGACCUCGCGGCCAACGACACGGUGGGCGCCGUCUACGUGGCGCCCGACGGGCUCAACAACGGCUGGGCCAACCAGGGGGGCGAGGACGUGGCCUUCCUGGAGGCCGUGAUGGAGACGGUGGAGCAGGACGUGUGCGUCGACCGGGACCUGCGCUUCUCGACCGGCUUCAGCUACGGCGCCGCCAUGUCGUACACGCUCGCGUGCGCGCUCGGCCGCCGCAUCCGGGCCGUCGCCGUGCUCUCGGGCAGCCCCGUCAUCAGCGGCGGCUGCGCCGGCGCCGGCUCCGGCGCCUCCGAGCCCGUCGCCUACUACGGCCAGCACGGCAUCUCCGACCCGGUCCUCCCCGUCGCCGGCGGCCGCGAGAUGCGCGACCACUUCGUCCGCACCAACGGCUGCGACGCCGGCCGGGGCCCCCCCCGGGAGCCCGCCCGCGGCAGCGGCACCCACGUCAAGACGGUCUACGACGGCUGCGACCCGGACUACCCCGUCGUGUGGAACGCGUUCGACGGCGACCACACCCCGCAGCCCGUCGACCGGGGCGCCACCACCACUUUCUCGGCCGUCGAGACCUGGGAGUUCUUCUCGCAGUUCAAGUAA